GGAUAACUCGACAUAACCGACUUCUCACAUCAAGCCCAUUCGAAGACGUCCUAUAGAAACCUAAAUAUUACCAUAACGAUGACUCGAGUACUUCUCACCGGAGGAAGCGGCUUCAUUGCGGCUCACACUUUGGACAUUCUCCUCGAACACGGCCACUCGGUUGUCACCACUGUCCGAACACAGGAGAAGGCAGACAAGAUCAAGGCGUCCUACCAGAAAUAUGUCGAAAAAGGCCAGCUAGGCUUCGCUAUUGUGCCAGACAUCGCUCAGCCAGACGCAUUUGAGAAGGCGGUAGUGUCUGACCCACCUUUCGAAGCUGUUUUGCACACUGCGAGCCCGUUCCAUUUCAACGUCACGGAUGUCAAGAAGGACCUGCUAGACCCCGCCAUCAUCGGAACCACUGGAGUUCUAAAGUCCAUCAAGAAGAGCGCGCCGUCUGUCAAGCAUGUUGUCAUCACUUCGUCUUUCGCAUCCAUCGUCAAUGGAGACAAGGGCUUCUGGCCAGGCCACGAGUACUCAGAGGCGGAUUGGAACCCCAUCACUCCAGAAGAGGCGACCGAGAAUCCGAUGAUGGGCUACCGAGCCAGCAAGACCUUUGCUGAGAAGGCUGCGUGGGAUUUUGUCGAGAAGGAGAAGCCAAACUUCACCCUUGCCACCAUCAACCCUCCCAUGGUCUUUGGUCCUAUUGUCCACGCCCUUGACAGCCUCGACAACAUGAACACCUCGAACCAGCGCAUCCUAUACGCAGCACAAGGCAAAUUCAAGGACGAGAUACCUGCCAGCGGAGUACACCUAUGGGUGGACGUACGCGAUGUGGCAGAGGCGCAUGUUGCAGCUUUCGAGAAGCCUGACGCUGCCAACAAGCGCUUCUUUGUAACUGCCGGCUACUUCUCGAACAAGGAAAUGUGCCAGAUCAUCAAGAAAAACUUCCCAGAGUUCAAGGACUUGCCAAGCGACUCAACGCCCGGCGGAGACUACCCCGAAGGCACGCCCGAGAAGGGAUUGUACAAGUACAACAACAAGCGGUCGAUCGAUAUACUGGGUCUCAAGUACAAGACGUUUGAACAGUCGAUCGUCGACACAGUCAAGUCGUUCCAGAAGAAGGGCUUGUAG
Messenger RNA from Parastagonospora nodorum SN15, 1113 nucleotides. RefSeq lists its product as hypothetical. Lineage: Eukaryota; Fungi; Ascomycota; Dothideomycetes; Pleosporales; Phaeosphaeriaceae. The transcript is spliced from 3 exons. Gene Ontology annotation, molecular function: oxidoreductase activity, acting on the CH-OH group of donors, NAD or NADP as acceptor. Bases 79 to 1113 code for a protein of 344 amino acids. The record is from RefSeq and is a predicted model, not a curated record.